Dermatophagoides pteronyssinus (European house dust mite) is the source of this 2711-nucleotide messenger RNA. Its product is annotated as salivary peroxidase/catechol oxidase-like. NCBI's taxonomy places the organism in Eukaryota, Metazoa, Arthropoda, Arachnida, Sarcoptiformes, Pyroglyphidae. The record is from RefSeq and is a predicted model, not a curated record. Gene Ontology annotation, biological process: response to oxidative stress. Gene Ontology annotation, molecular function: peroxidase activity; heme binding.
AUUUCGAUAAUAAUGAUGACGAUGAUGAACGAAUUAAUCGAUUCGAAAAUAAUGAUGGUAAAAAAAUAAUUCCAACAGGACAAUGCCGAACCAAUGAUGGUUUUAUGGGUGUUUGUUGGCCAAGUGGAUUAUGUCAUUAUCAAUAUGGUAAUGUACGAUAUUCAUCAAAACAAUCAUGUCGUACAUUAGUUAAUGGUAAAAAUGUUCAAGGUGUUUGUUGUCCAUUAGAUGUUGAUUAUACACCAAAUUCUCGUGAUAGAAUACCAUAUCGAUUAACAAAACCAAGAUUACCACGUGAAUCGAUUCGAAUCACACGCAACGAAUUUCUUCGUGCAAUUCAACAAGCUGAUGCUGAUAUUACAAGAUAUUUAGUAUUGGAAGAAAAAUUUACAGGUGAAUUAGGUCAAGUACAAAUAGCAUUUACACCGGCUUUCUUUUUGCAAAUGAUGUUUGGUCCGGCCGAUCAAAAUCAACAGCUAACAAAUUUAUGGGGAUUUCGUGCACUACAACUUACAAGAGCAUUAGGUGAAAAUCUAAAUCUUUCACCAAAACAGUUACGUGAUGGAUUAUCAUCGAUAUCGAUGUACGGUACACCAUAUGAACAAUAUUGUUUAAAAAUACCCGAUUGUGAUGAACGUUAUCCAUAUCGUACUAUUGAUGGUAGUUGUAAUAAUAUUCGUAAUCCAUUAUGGGGAAAAUCAUUAACACAAUUCGAACGUUUAUUACCACCAGAAUAUAGUGAUGGUAUUAGUGAAUUAAGAAUUUCAAUAAAUGGUCGACCAUUACCACCACCACGUGCUAUUUCAACCGGGGUUUUUGAAACAUCUGGCCAAAAUGAUGCACGUUUUUCCGAUCGUUGGAAUGUAAUGUUUAUGCAAUGGGGACAAUUUCUUGAUCAUGAUAUUACACUUGGUUCUUCAACUCGUGCUUCAAAUGGACAAGGUUUAUUAUGUUGUAAUCGUACAAAUGAACAAGGUCCAUUAUUACAUCCUGCUUGUCGUCCAAUAUAUUUACCGGUUGAUGAUCCAUAUUAUAGUCGUUUUAAUCGUCAUUGUAAUAAUUUUGUUCGUAAUGCUGUUGGACCGAAAAAUUCCUGUAAUCUUGGAUAUCGUGAACAAACAAAUACUGUUACAUCAUUUAUUGAUGCAUCAAUGAUUUAUGGAAAUGAUUUUAAUCGUUCACGUUUAGUACGAUCAUUUCGUAAUGGUCAUUUAAAAAUUAGAAAAAUUAAUAAUAAUGAAUGGUUACCAUUUGAUACUAUGAAUAAUUCUUUAGCAUGUGCUAUACGUAAUCGACAAGAUAAUAAUCGUUGUGUUUUUGCCGGUGAUGUACGUGUCAAUCAACAAUUUGGUAUUACAUCAUUACAGUUAUUGUUUUUAAGAGAACAUAAUCGUUUAGCAAAACAAUUGGCUAAAUUAAAUUCAGCUUGGGAUGAUGAAAUUAUCUAUCAAGAAGCAAGAAAAAUUGUUUCAGCUGAAAUGCAACAUAUUACCUAUAAUGAAUUUUUACCCGAAGCAUUAGGUCGUAAUGUAAUACGUCAUUAUGGAUUAUCAUUACAACCGAAAGGUCAUUGUCUUGCAUAUGAUCGGGAUUUAAAUCCAUCCAUAUUGAAUGAAUUUGGUGCUGCUGCAUUUCGUUGGCAUACAUUGGUGCAAAAAUAUUAUCAUAUGAUUAAUGGAAAUAAUCAUAUUCAACAACGUUAUGAAAUGAAUCGUAUAUUUAAUAAUCCAACAUUUCUUUAUCCGAAUGGUUCAUUAGAUCAAGCAAUACGUGGUAUUUUAAAACAACCAACCGAACGUUUUGAUAGAAUUUUUACUGAAGAUAUAAAAAAUUUAUUAUUCGCACAACAAACAAGAACAAAUAAUAAUCAACGUGUUGGUAUGGAUCUAAUAUCGAUCAAUAUACAACGUGGUCGUGAUCAUGGUAUACCCACAUAUAAUCAAAUUCGUCAACUUUGUGGUCUACAAUUGAUUAGAAAUUUUCAACAAUUACGAUCAUUAUUAAGAAAUCCAGAUGAUUGGCAACGUUUAUCACAAAUUUAUUCUCACGUAGAUGAUAUUGAUUUUUGGGUAGCUGGAAAUCUUGAACAACCAUUACAGGAAGGUAUACUUGGACCAACAUUUAGCUGUAUUGUUGGUGAACAAUUUCGUCGUCUUAAAUACGGUGAUCGAUAUUGGUAUGAAAAUGGUCAAAUGCAACAUUCAUUUACUAUUGAACAACUAACAGAAUUACGUAAAAUAACAUUAGCCAGAAUUAUUUGUGAUAAUUCGGAUAGAAUACAUCGUAUACAGCCAUUAGCAAUGGUUACCAUAUCAAAACAAAAUCCAGAAUUGGAUUGUUCAUCAAUUCCACGAAUAGAUCUGAAACCAUGGAAAAUUAAUGUAAAUCGUGGAGGUGGUGGUGGCGGUAGAAACAGUAAUUCAAAAGUAAUUGAUCGUAAAAUACAACGAAAUCAAUCGAAUCGAAAAAGAAAACAAAAUCGACGAUUCAAUGGGCAAUUACGAACAAUUACAAAAUACGAUUACAAUGAUGAUGAUCGUAAAAUUUUUAUUAGGCCAAAAUUUAGACAACAAUUUUAUAAUCAUCAUUAUCAACAACAACAAACCAACAUACCAUAUCCAUUCAAUUCUAUUUUCUAAACAACAACGAUAUUCAAAAUGUUUUUUUUUGAUUGUUGAAAAAAUUGAAAAGUUUGAAAUAAAUCAUUUGGG